CUCUUUUUCUUUUUCUUUCAAUCAUUUAUACAUGACGGCUCUUACAUCUGCCAAUGGUAUUAUUGCUCUACUUGAAGAGCCACAACCAGAACUUAAAGUCUAUGCACUUCAGCAGUUAAAUUCUCUUGUUGACGAGUUUUGGGCUGAAAUCUCUGAUUCUAUUGCUAUCAUUGAAAUCUUGUAUGAAGAUCAAACAUUUAGCGAAAGAGAACUUGCUGCUCUAGUUGCUUCGAAGGUGUAUUAUAAUCUUGGUGAAUUAGAUGAUUCUCUUACAUUUGCCCUUGGUGCUGGUAAACACUUUGAUGUUGCUGAUUCUUCUGAAUACGUUACAACUAUCAUUUCCAAAUGUAUUGAUAAAUACAUCUAUUUACGAACUUCACCAGAGAAUACGGAACCAGUUGACCCAAGAUUAGAGGCUAUUGUCGAACGCAUGUUUCAACGCUGCGCAGAUGAUGGAGAAUAUGAACAAGCGAUUGGUAUUGCGCUUGAAUCAAGACGUCUUGAUAUUAUUGAAUCAACUAUUAUGAAGGGAAACCCUAGCCAAUUGCUUGCUUACGUUUUGGAUGUAUCAAUGACGCUUGUGCAAAACUUGGAGUUCCGUAACGAAGUCUUGAGAUUGUUGGUGAAUUUGUACAAAAAGUUGGAAAAACCUGAUUAUAUUUCUAUCAGUCAAUGUUUGGUACAUUUGAAUGAUACCACUUCUUGUGCUAAUAUGCUGAAGGGCUUGAUCGAAAAAAAUGACGAGCUUAUGGCAUACCAAAUAUCAUUUGAUUUAGAAGAAAACGCAACACAAGAAUUCUUGUCCAAGGUGUCUAAUGAAUUACCCAGUGAACCCGUUGCGGAAGAGCCAAAGGAAGAUGCUAUGGAAGUGGAAGAGCCAAAGGCCGCUUCACCCUUCCAAAAGAUCAAAUCUAUUCUUUCUGGCCAAGAAUCCAUUCGACUUCACCUUGAAUUUUUAUACCGAAACAACCACACGGACCUUUUGAUUUUGAAAAAUACAAAAAAUGCAUUGGAAUCCAGAAACUCUGUCUACCAUUCUGCUGUGACAUUUGCCAAUGCAUUCAUGCAAGCUGGUACAACAAGCGACGAAUUCUUGCGUCAAAACCUUGACUGGCUAUCAAGAGCAACCAACUGGUCUAAAUUUAGUGCUACUGCUGCUCUUGGUGUCAUCCACAAGGGUCAAUUAGCAGAAUCCAUGAACUUGCUAGCCCCCUACUUACCUACACAUGGCGUCACUUCCAACAGUUCCUAUUCUGAGGGCGGAUCCUUGUAUGCUUUGGGCCUCAUCAAUGCCAACCAUGGUGCAGAUGUAUUGGAAUAUCUAAGAAAGGAAUUGAAAGAGACUUCCGAUGAAGUUAUUCAACACGGCGCCUCUCUUGGCCUUGCUGUUGCUGGCAUGGCUACAGCCAACGAGUCCAUCUAUGAAGAUUUGAAGAGUGUUUUGUUUGGUGAUAAUGCUGUUGCUGGUGAGGCUGCCGGUUUGGCUAUGGGCUUGGUGAUGCUUGGUACAGCUAGUGAACAAGCACUUGAUGAGAUGCUUCAAUAUGCUCAUGAAACUCAGCAUGAGAAGAUUAUCCGUGGUUUAGCCAUUGGCAUGUCAUUCAUUAUGUAUGGUAAAGAAGAGCAAGCAGAUGGUUUGAUCGAUAAGCUAUUAGAAGAUAAGGAUUCUGUGCUUCGAUAUGGUGGUAUUUAUACUAUCGCUAUGGCCUAUAGCGGUACUGGAAAUAAUAAAGCCAUCCGUCGUUUGCUUCAUGUCGCUGUUAGCGAUGUGAAUGAUGAUGUUCGUCGGGCAGCUGUCACCUCGCUUGGAUUUGUUUUGCUACGAAAUCCUAAACAAGUACCUCGCAUUGUGCAACUAUUGGCUGAAAGUUAUAACCCACAUGUCCGAUAUGGUGCUACACUUGCCUUGGGCAUCUCAUGUGCUGGUACUGGCUACUUGGAUGCCCUUGAACUCUUGGAGCCCAUGACCAAGGAUCCUGUUGAUUUUGUCCGUCAAGGUGCCUUCAUCUCUCAAGCUAUGAUCCUGAUUCAGCAAACGGAAAACACGAAUCCCAAGGUAGCUGCUGUACGUAAAAUGUAUGAAAAGGUCAUUGGUGAUAAGCAUGAAGAUCCUAUGGCAAAGUUUGGUGCAGUUCUUGCACAAGGUAUCAUUGAUGCUGGAGGAAGAAAUGUGACCAUGUCGCUUUUAUCAAGAACGGGACAUGCUAAUAUGCCAGCCAUUGUGGGCACUGCUGUAUUUACACAAUUUUGGUACUGGUAUCCCUUGACACAUAUGUUAAGUUUAGCAUUUACCCCUACGGCCAUUAUUGGUCUGAACAAGAACUUAGAGACUCCCAAAUUUGAAUUCAUAUCAAACACCAAGCCUUCAUUAUUUGCUUAUCCUCCUGCUAUAAAACCACCAUCAGCCACAGUGGUUGAAAAAGUAGCUACUGCUGUCUUGUCAACAACGGCAAAAGCGCGAGCCCGUGCAAAGAAGAUUGAGAAAGAAAAGGGAGAAAUGAUGGAUGUUGAUAAAGAAGAGCAACCAAAGGAUGAAGAAAUGAAGGAUGAAAGUAGCGAAAAGAAAGAUGAGCGUAAAAAGAAGAAGAAGGAAGAAAACUUUGAGACUCUUGAAAACAUGGCUCGAGUUGUGCCUGCUCAACUGAAGCACAUUUCAUUUAAAGAAGACUCACGUUAUGCUCCUGUCAAGUCUGAAAAUAUUGGAGGUAUUAUUAUGUUGAUUGAUAAAAGGCCAGAUGAGGAAGAAGAUUUACUUCAGCCCCGAGUCCCUUCAGGUGAUGGAUCAGGAAGAUCAGGAGCACAAGAAGAAGAAGCUGCACCUUUUGAACCAUUCGAAUAUCCUGUUGAUGAUUAAAUCUAUUAUUUUUGAUUGUAGAAAAUUCAUUAAAUGUAAAAAUAAUCCCUUUAGGAUUUAUAAAAACACGCGUACACACUUUGAAAUAAAUUACCAUUCAUGACUUAAACAGCU
Molecule: messenger RNA, 2968 nt
Organism: Rhizopus microsporus ATCC 52813
Lineage: Eukaryota; Fungi; Mucoromycota; Mucoromycetes; Mucorales; Rhizopodaceae
Product: 26S proteasome non-ATPase regulatory subunit 1-like protein
Exons: 8
Coding region: 32-2854 (940 amino acids)
Biological process (GO): regulation of protein catabolic process; proteasome-mediated ubiquitin-dependent protein catabolic process
Cellular component (GO): proteasome storage granule; proteasome regulatory particle, base subcomplex; nucleus
Molecular function (GO): enzyme regulator activity
Source: RefSeq, a predicted model, not a curated record